UUCCCCCCACCCUCUCACAGUGCCCAGUUCGGGCUGUGGGGCUUGCGCGAGGAGAGUGGGUUCCCGGCGCUUGACAUGGCGGCAGCGGCGGCGACUGCAGCGUCGAAAGGGAAUGGGGGCGGCGGGGGCCGUGCCGGGGCCGGCGAAGCCAGCAGCUCGCGGAAGAAAAAGGGCCCGGGGCCUCUGGCCACGGCAUACCUGGUCAUCUACAAUGUGGUGAUGACCGCGGGGUGGCUCGUUAUAGCAGUUGGUCUGGUCAGAGCAUACCUGGCUAAGGGUAGCUAUCAUAGCCUUUAUUAUUCCAUUGAAAAGCCUUUGAAAUUCUUCCAAACUGGAGCCUUAUUGGAGAUUUUACAUUGUGCAAUAGGAAUUGUUCCAUCUUCUGUUGUCCUGACUUCUUUCCAGGUGAUGUCAAGAGUUUUUCUAAUAUGGGCAGUAACACAUAGUGUCAAAGAGGUCCAGAGUGAAGACAGUGUCCUCCUGUUUGUUAUUGCCUGGACAAUCACAGAAAUUAUCCGUUACUCCUUUUAUACCUUCAGUCUGUUAAACCAUCUGCCUUACCUCAUCAAGUGGGCCAGGUACACACUCUUCAUUGUGCUGUACCCAAUGGGAGUGUCAGGAGAACUGCUCACAAUAUAUGCCGCUUUGCCCUUUGUCAGACAGGCUGGCCUGUACUCCAUCAGUUUACCUAACAAAUACAAUUUCUCCUUUGAUUAUUAUGCAUUCCUAAUUCUGAUAAUGAUCUCUUACAUUCCAAUUUUUCCCCAGUUAUACUUCCACAUGAUACACCAGAGAAGAAAGAUCCUUUCUCAUACUGAAGAACACAAGAAAUUUGAAUAGUUCCUUCUUCCUGCACAUCCCCAGAAACAAACUUUCCAAUGACAAAAAAUGCUGCAGACUUUUUCAGUUCCUAAUACGUUUCAUAGAAAAUAAGUAAGAACUAUUUUUAAAUACUAAAAUAAAUAAAUAAAUAAAUAAACCAAAAUCCAGUGUCACCUGGGCCUGGGAUUUUCUAAAAAACAAAACAGAAAAAUGAAAGCUGUUACAUAAAACAUCCUGGCCGGUCCAUUUCAGCAUGCUCUUUCAACCAGAAGUUCCCAGUGUUUAUGAUGGCGCUAGAAAGGGAUUUGGCAUUCUAUGUCCCCCUGUUUCCUUCACAUGUCUGAUAAGUGAAAGAUCUGUAACACUAGCUCCUUGAGCGUUACAGUCUGAGCCCUGAAGUUGUGCCCACUGAGUGCCCAGCUUGGAGCAGUUGCGUUUCAGGCUGCAGUGUGCUUAGCAUUCCCUCUCAACGUGCUUGACUGCAUGCUGGAAGCCGUUUGUUCUCUGGCACGCUCUGAAGUUAUGGCUGGGACCUUCCCCUCGUGUCUAGUGAAUGAGUUAUACAAUGUACAUGUCUGUGAAACUUUGGGGUAGUGCCUAUAAUCAGAAAACAACUAGAACCCUUUUGUUUGUUUCCAAUUGAGUCGUUACUGCUUGCCACUACGAAAUGUGCUUGAAUUUAAUAAGUAUGUGUAUAUUGUAGAGAAGCUACCUUAACUGGGGCUCCACCUCAAUCCUAUUUUAACAAAACUGGACAGUUUUGAGGAAGGGAAAGCUCAGUAGCUAGUCAAUGACGGGUACCUUUCACAGUACUAUUCUCAGAACACCCUGAGUAAGGAGUUUGCCAGGAGCUAUUUUCGCUUAGGGACCUGAAGCCAGUCUAGUGCACAGAGGUAGAGAAUCUGUUCUUGAAAGCACAUGGAAGGUGUUACUCUAGAAAUGGAGUUUUGAAGAACAAUCAGGAAUGGGUUUAUGUACCCUUAUUAUUUUAUUUUUACAUUUUUAUUCAGCUCUUCUGUUUGUAUACUUUUCCUUAUUAUGGUGCUAUGUAAUUCCCACCAAGUUGUAAGUCCAGAGGCAGUGAAAUGUUCCAGUUGGGCAGUCAUGAACUAAAAGUAGUAUCGUCCCCGCAUUUUGGAGCAGCCAAGAAAUACUUUGGACAUAUGGACAUUGUCUAAUUAACGUCUUGUCUACAUACUAUAAUUGCUAAACUGUGCAUUUAAGGCUUUUCAAGAAAGAGUUGGAUGAAAAUGUAAAGCCCAAGUUUAGACAUGCAUUAGAUUUUAAAUAUACAGUGUUCUUUACGGAAACAUUUUCCCUUUUUUUUUUUAAUUGGUUGAUCUUUUAAAAGUCUAGCUUACUAGCUUACUGACUGGUUAUCAACUGAAAUAUAAUUGCCAAUAUUAGAAGGGUGUCAUAAUGGAAAACUUUUAAAUGCUUAUUUUAAUAGAAGCAUGAAAAUUAAGAUGAAAAUGAGAAGAAAAUAUGCAGCCUGAAAUUUAAUGCAAGCAGAUGUAUAAUACAUUAUUUUUGAAUUGAUCAUUAAAAUUCUGCUCCUUAAAGGCAGCACUCUUGACUUGGGUGUGUGAGAUUAGAAUCUAUUCUUGUAUUUGAUAAACAAAAUAUGUGGGAAGAUUAUUUUUCAUGCUUUUUUCUCUUAUUUUUCCAAAAUGUUUUUCUACCAUAAAAUAGAAUCAAUUUGGGUUAUAUUAGCCUUAUUACUUAAGUUGAGUAAGAAUUUUUUCAUUUGUGUUUGAAAUAGUUAUAGAAGAUGGGAUGAAAAAUGCAAAUUUUCCAGGAUUGCUGGAUUGGGAGUUUUAUUCGGGCCUCUCUAUUAUAAUUUGUCAUUAUUUAUGAAAAACAAUCUGUCACAAAUAGUGGUCAUGCAUCCAAUUGAACUUUGACAACAAGAACGCAGCAAAUAACUCCCUUCUCAAAAAGGGUCUCAACCCCAGUGUGUAUUUUUGUCCACCAACAUUUAAAAUGCUCGUUGCAGAUAAGUAAGGCAUGCACUGUGUCCUUCAGUCACCUCUCUCAGUAACUGGUUUCUUUAUCUCUAAUGUGAAUUCAUUUCUCUUUGGAAGUGGUGGUGUUCGUUUAUGAACUGAGAACGUCUAACCCUACCGGAUAUCACAUCUUGUAAGGUGUGGAUGAGGAAGGUGGUGUUUUGGUGGGUAUUUUGUCAGACUCAACCACGUUCAUUUCCGGGCAGAGUCAAAGGCAUCAUCUGCGCCACCCCCCCCAACCCCUACCUGAUUGGGUGUUUCAGAUCCCCCUCUUCGGGGACCACCUCCUGGCAAAGAAUUCUUUGAGAUACGCAGUAGUGCCGUAUCGACACAAGCUGCUAAUCUGCGUCUUGCUGUGUUCUGUUUGCUAAGGUUGGGGUCAUUCACUUAACAUGUACUGACUGUUUUCAAAGGCUCCGUGGAGAGUUAGUCAUGCAAUAAAGCACAUCCACCUGAUGGAAACGUUCCCCUGGAGCAAACUUCCAAGAGGAAGGGCUUAGAAAGUGUAGCUUUGAGGCAUGUGAAGAGAUUGUGCCCUCACUUCCACUUGUGUUUUUGGUUAUUCAUUUAUAAUAAAAGGUUGGCAUUGAUGUGGUACAACCUGCAAAUUAGUUUCAAUUCUGAGUUUUGGAUAAAGCAUUGUAAGACAAAAUCGGUACAUACCGCUCCUUUGAAAUUUGGGUAAAAAAUUAUACAACCAUAUAUAAAGUCAUUUUUAUAUUUUUUCUAUGUUGUGAAAACCAAAACUGUAAUUUUAUAAGUCUUUGAUUCACUAAAAUUAUAUAAUUUAAAUGUAUUUUUUGUAUAUUUAGAAAUAAGGAGUUCAAAGACUAUGCUUAACUUUCUAUGCAUGCAUUUGGAAGCUGUUUUUACCUGAUAAUGUAGAAAUAAGUUGUAUUCAUAAAAUACUGAUCUGUGUUGCAUUUCAAAAUAAACUGGUGUGUGCUCUGCCUGGAUUUGA
Capra hircus (goat) is the source of this 3789-nucleotide messenger RNA. It is a transcript of the gene HACD2, whose product is annotated as 3-hydroxyacyl-CoA dehydratase 2. NCBI's taxonomy places the organism in Eukaryota, Metazoa, Chordata, Mammalia, Artiodactyla, Bovidae. Gene Ontology annotation, cellular component: endoplasmic reticulum membrane. The coding region runs from base 76 to 840 and encodes 254 amino acids. Gene Ontology annotation, molecular function: 3-hydroxyacyl-CoA dehydratase activity. The record is from RefSeq and is a predicted model, not a curated record. Gene Ontology annotation, biological process: sphingolipid biosynthetic process; very long-chain fatty acid biosynthetic process; fatty acid elongation. The transcript is spliced from 7 exons.